GAUAUGUUAAGAGUGUCACAAAGCUCACAUCUAUCAGGACAGUCAAAGUUUGAGGGCUGACAUUUCCUCAGCAUUUGAUAUCUCUCAGAGAUACAUCAAUGGAGAUUGUAGCUUUACUUUGGAUUUUCUCUCUGGCUUUUACAGGUUUAACUGAAGGAGAUGGUGUGUUGCCAGACGGUCCUCUGAAUGCAGCUGUGGGAGGGAAAGUGAUGUUCACCACAACACUGACUCCAGGAACAUCAUUUCAAUCAGUGACCUGGAAAUUUGGUACUAAACAAAUAUUCACAUUUAAUGUUAACAACUUCCCUGCACCAGGGUAUGAAGGCAGGAUCACCUUCUUCAUGUCUACUGGAUCUCUGGAGCUCAGGAACCUGGCUCUGAAUGACAGUGGAGAAUACUCAGUAAGCAUUACAACAGCUGGAGAACCAUCAAAGUCAGGGAACACAAGACUGGAAGUAUACGAGCCAGUCUCCAAUGUAAUGGUAACAGCCAGCAGCACAGAGCUGGUGGAGUUCAACAGCUCCGUCAGUCUGUCCUGCUCCUCCUCUGGAUCCUCUCUCUCUUUCCUCUGGCUGAACAGCAGCUCUGAGGUGACAGGAAGUGACAGAGUUCAGAUCACUGAUGGAGGAUCCAUUACUAUAGUUAAUGUGACCCGCUCCGACCAGGGACCAUUCAGCUGUCGUGUGUCUAAUCCUGUCAGUGAGGGAACCAGUGAUCCAGUAACCCUCAUCAUCUACUAUGGUCCAGAAAAUACUAUUUUGAAAAGAUCUACGACAAAAGAAGACCAUCUGGAGGGAUCAGACAUCCUCCUGUCCUGCUCAGCUGACUCCAACCCUCCUGCCCAGUAUAGGUGGUUUCUGAAUGGUAGCGUGCUGUCUGAGGGACCAGAGCUCAAACUGCUGAACGUUCAGAAAAAUCAAAGUGGAAGCUACAGCUGUCAGGCCUUCAACGACAAAACUCUGAGAUAUGAAAUGUCUCAGCCAGCAUCCAUCUCUGUACUGGCACGUGUUACCGAUGUUGUGGUAACUUCAAAACCCACAGAGCUGGUGGAGUUCAGCAGCUCCGUCAGUCUGUCCUGCUCCUCCUCUGGAUCCCCUCUCUCUUUCCUCUGGCUGAACAGCAGCUCUGAGGUGACAGAGAGUGACAGAGUUCAGAUCACUGAUGGAGGAUCCACUUUGACUAUAGUUAAUGUGACGCGCUACGACCAGGGACCAUUCAGCUGUCAGGUGUUUAAUCCUGUCAGUAAUGGAACCAGUGACCCACUAAACCUCACCAUCUACUAUGGUCCAGAAAAAGUGAAGUUGGUCAUAUCUCUGCCACAAAAAUAUUAUGAGAAAGGGUCAGACAUCAGCCUGUCCUGCUCAGCUGACUCCAGACCUUCUGCUGGCUUUCAGUGGUUUCUGAAUGGAGACCUGCUGUCUGAUACUGGGCCAGAGCUCAGUCUGAUUAACAUGCAGACAAACCAAAGUGGGAACUACAGCUGUCAGGCCUUUAACAACAAAACUCUGAGAUAUGAAACGUCUCAGUCUUCAGUUGUCUCUGUACUGGAGAAAAUAUCAGGCGCUUCUGUCACGUCUCCAACAAACCUGCCGAUUGAGGGGAACUCUUUCACCUUAAUCUGUGACGCUGCUGGCUCUGUCUUUACCAGAAAGUGGAAGAAGGGUGGCGUAGAUCUGACUCUAACUGUAGACAUGACGCUCACCAACAACAGCAGAGAGCUGUCUUUCAGCAGUCUGAAUAAAAACCACCAUGGAGAUUAUUCCUGUAUCAUCAGCAACCCCCUCAGCAGCGAGGAAGCAAAGUACUCCAUGAUUGUUAACUAUGGACCAGAAACAGUUCAAAUCACAGGUCCGAGUCAGAUACAUGUGGGAGGCACAUUUGAAUUAACCUGCUCGGCUUCAUCCGUACCACCUGCCAGUUACACCUGGAGGCUGAAUGGGACAGUGAUACACACUUCUGCUGGGAUUUAUAAUAACUACACUGAAUUAAAUGACAGUGGCAGCUACUCCUGUGAAGCAAUGAAUAAAAUAACCGAGAGAAUAUCAUCAGCGGUCCACGAACUGACCGUAACACUUACAGAGCAAAGGCCAGACCCAUCAGGCUGUUCAGGUGGUUGCAUCGCUGGAAUAGUUAUCGGUGUUUUAGUCGUCAUUGGAGCUGCUGGUGGUGGAGGGUACUACGUUUACUACAAAACACAACAAAAGAAGAAAACAGCUGCUGGAAACAUCAACACCAGAACGGGAGCUCAAGGCCAGGAGAAUGGGGCGUUCACAAGAAGUCAGGAGAUGCACUAUGCAGAUGUCAGAUUCAACCCAAACCAUAAUGGGGGGGCAGUCCAGCUUGGACAACAGAAUAAUAUCUCAAACUACGCUGAGGUCCGAGUAAACAACAAUCCUUCUGCUGCGUCCUCACUUCCAACCUAUGAUGCCCACUUACAGCGGAACAAGAGGCCGGCUCCUCAGCCUGAUACGUCUGAGCUUUACGCUCAAGUCCGAAAGAAAUGACCACACUGGAAACAAUGAAUAAUGUGGACGGGUUUCACUGGAAGCAGCUUACAUGAGAAUUCUGCUCGUCCCUCUCAGUUUCUUUCAAUGGAGGACUCGUUUGCCUUGAGUUUAUUUCUCCAAAGCACUUUAGCCGGGGUUAAUGAUCAACCAGGUUGUGAGUUAUUUCCCUAACUGAGAUCAGACUGCACAAUGUUGGCCUACUCGCUUGCAUUGAUGUCUUCUAAGAAUAGCUUUCUUGUGUACAGUAAAUUAAAAGUGCAAAUACAUGAGAGGACAUGUACUAUGUGCUGCUUUAGCCUAAUGUUUGAUACCAGGGUGGUGCCAUAUUGGACUCCCUAUGCACACUGUGAGAUCACAAUCAUUUUAUAUUUAUUUCACAUUAAAAUGCUCUAUCAGUUAUUUAAUAAUAUUUGAUUUAGAUUUCAGUUGUAUUUGAUAGGGCAUUGAUUCUCCUUAAUCUUUGAUUUGAGACCUAUAAUGACAUUGUUAUGGUGGAGAGAUUAACGCUAUCUGUUGGUCCAAAGGACGAGUUGAAAGAGCCAUAGGGAUAUAAAUCAUUGUAGUUGAAUUUCAUAAAGUUGAACUUUAUAAUGCCACAUGGGAGGAGGUGUGAAGCCACAACAAUCCAAAAUGCUAUUAUGAAAAACAUAUAUAUCGCUUGUUCUCCAGUUUCACUCCAAUUUUAGUCGAUAGCUUAAGUUUAAGUUAGCUACCUGCAAGGUUGUUUGAUGGAUAUCUUUAUGACCAAUAAAUGCCUUGAGUCUGCGUCCAACAGACAUGCGGAAACCGUUUUAGGAAGUGUGCCAAUAGUUAUCGUAAGGUAUCAUCAGGUUAUUCAUCCAAAACAUUUACAGUAAAUGUCAAUAAAGGUGGCUGUGCGAUAAAAUGAUAUGGUGCUGUAUCUGUAAACAUUUUUCCCUGAAAGGCCUGCUGCCAACAGAGAAGUAAUAAAAUGAAGUGAAACAUUGCACUCAUGGAAAAAGAUAACAUGCAUGCUCUCACUUUCAGGAAAUCCUCCCUUUAGAUCUAUCGUGUUUGUGAAGAUCUCCAUGAGCUUACAGCAUUGAAAUAGCAGCCAUAACAACACACCUCAGAACUGUAUCAUCACAGGAUAAACAGCACAAGGCACCUCCAGUCAAACAAUAAAGUAGUACGUUACACUCCGGUGUCUUCAACUCAACGCAAAUCAUGAAUAUGUUUCACUCUAAUAUCCAAAACAAUAAUCAGAAGACAUCAAAAUAGCCGGCCUUACUGCAGUGUAUCCGAGUUUCCAUUUCCCUCUGAUAUUCCAGGUCCAUAAUACCCCCGCACUACACUGUAAAAACGGCACCAUUGACUUUAAUUGAAUGUAUAAUGUUUGCAAAUGUCCCUUAACUAUAUUAGGUGAGUUGAAAGCAUACAUACUAAACUUAAUAUUAUUGCUUUCAACUAACCUAAUAAAAUGAUGUGAAAUCUGUUAAUGUAAUACAUUUAAUUAAAGUCACGUUUCAGUUUGUUCAGUGUAUGGCAACAAGUCCCAUCACCAACAUACUGAAAUUCACAUUUGUAUUUAGUUCAAAACAGGCUGUUUUUUGAUUGUUUUUGUCCUUUAUCUCGGUUAUACAAAAUGACAAACAAUAGCAUAGAGUCUUAACACAUUUAUUUCUGAUUUACACAAGUAUCAAACUGUUGUCAACAAAUAACCAGCUGGAAGAAAUGCAUUGCAACAUUCUUAGUUUUAAUUAGCUCUGUUUCAUUAUUUCAUCUGCUGGCAUUCGAUGAUACUUCUUAUUUAAGUGUUGUGUGAUAAUUCAGUAAUCUAAGAUGAUUCCCAGGAGCUUUGUCUCUUGGACUUGGUCAAUAGAUGAAUCAUUUAUGUAAAGAUGUCAUUUGUUUUGUUUGUGACAAAUCAAAGUUCUUUGUCUUAGAAAUAUUCAGGAUCAACACAUGGACUUCAACAUUAUCUCAGGACCUGAAUGCUUUUUGUUGUGCACAGACCGAUGAAUUCAUUUGUUAAUUAUAAAGAACACACUUGGUGUUGUUCCCCUUAAGUUACCAAGUGGUAAUGCCAUUAGCAAGGACUUCUGAAUGUAUGAUUUACGUGACAAAUAAAAGGAUGAUUUGAUUCAUCAGGAGUGUUA
Molecule: messenger RNA, 4627 nt
Organism: Eleginops maclovinus (Patagonian blennie)
Lineage: Eukaryota; Metazoa; Chordata; Actinopteri; Perciformes; Eleginopidae
Product: carcinoembryonic antigen-related cell adhesion molecule 5-like
Source: RefSeq, a predicted model, not a curated record